Molecule: messenger RNA, 1635 nt
Organism: Caenorhabditis bovis
Lineage: Eukaryota; Metazoa; Nematoda; Chromadorea; Rhabditida; Rhabditidae
Source: the annotation of a GenBank genome assembly
AUGUCGCUUGUGCAAGUGCAGCGCUCGCCGUCGCCAUCCGUGCACGAUGACAGCGAUAUUCUGGAGGCCGACGUUUCGCGAUGCUCGUCGCGAAAUCGAUCAAUGUCAGAAUGCUAUUUUGCGGUUCGCGGAGCGGCCGUCAUUCUUCCACAUCACGAUUUAUCGCCGUCGUGCUCACACUCGGACAGUAGCGCCGAAAUCGAGACCCAUCUUCAAGCAAUGUUCCAUUUGUUGCGACCGCAAGACACUCUUAUAAUGGCAGUUCGACUUCAAACUCAAAUUGCGGACCAUUUGCGAUAUCUGACGAUUGUUUCAACUUACACAGAUAGCUCGAAACCCGAAAAACGCACAUUACUGAUUGGAAUGGAUUAUUAUAAAAAUCAAAUGACAAUUGGCGUUGUUCUCCCACUUCUAUGGUGCAGCCGCGUCGAGCUCGCCGGCGAUGGCGGGGUUACGGUACACGGAGCGGGACAAGCGUGCAAUGAGGAGGACAACACACUCGUAUUCCGUCCAAUUUCCGUUCAAGCCAUGUGGUACGUCUUCCAAUAUCUGCACAAAGAGCUUGAGAACACUCAUGUGACGUCAUCGGACAUCAAAGAGCCCACUCGAGUCACUGAAUUGUACAUGGACAAAAUUAAAUCGCCGACAUUCUUGUGCUCUCAAUGGCAGCAAUCAUUGCUUGAGGAGGAGGCCGAGGAUGAGCUUCACGCCGACAAUGUUCGAAAUUACGCGGGCCCUCAGGAGGUUAUCGAGAAAGAGGCAAUUCUGCGAUCCGAACUUCGCCAAAUAAUGCAAUCCGUGGAUUUGGAUCAGGUGACAAGCAAGGAUAUUCGAACGCAACUUUCGCAACGAUGCGGCGGUUCGAUUGAUGAGCACAAGGAGUUUAUCGACCGCGAAAUGCUUGUGAUUCUUGGCCAGCUCGAGCAACCAUCGGAAAUCUUCUCGUAUCUCCUAUUAGGCACCGAAUGGAAUGCAAGCAAUUGGGAUGAGCUUCAUAAAAAGAAUGUCGGAUUUAUUUUGAAUGUGACACGAGAAGUUGACAAUUUUUUCCCCAACUCGUUCAAAUAUCGAAAGGUUUGGGUGGCCGAUGAAGCUGACGCACAACUUCUCAACCAUUGGAAUGCAACAUCGGCAUUCAUUAAAGAAGCAAAAGAAUCUGGAAAAGUCUGCCUUGUUCAUUGCAAGAAAGGCAUCAGCCGAAGCUCGUCAACCGUCAUUGCCUACAUUAUGAAAGAAUACAACUGGAGGUUGAACGAUGCGCUCGAGUAUGUCAAAAAGUGCCGAAAUUGCAUCACUCCUAACAAGGGCUUCAUCGAGCAAUUAAAAAUGUACGCCGGCGCGUUGGAAGCGUCAAGGCAUCGUCAUGCCGCCGUUUUCAACUCGCGUGUUCCAAGAGCACACUCGGUCGUCGCGCCGUGCCGAGCUAAAAGCAAAUCGGCGACGGUGACGAGAGCGGUUCGCAAAUCGUCGGCGCAGGUUUUAUCGUCAGACAGCGAUGUAUCUGUGCGAUUCAUUGUCAACAAUUUUGAGCAAAAGCGUAUGAGUGCUGAAAGUGCGCCGAGAAGCCCUCAAACCACUCGGCACUCGUUUCCGGUCGAUAUCAUCAAGCACAACUCGAUUCCGCAAUAUAGUUGA